This is a messenger RNA of Anneissia japonica, 1309 nucleotides long. RefSeq lists its product as uncharacterized. The record is from RefSeq and is a predicted model, not a curated record. The transcript has 7 exons. NCBI's taxonomy places the organism in Eukaryota, Metazoa, Echinodermata, Crinoidea, Comatulida, Comatulidae. Bases 280 to 936 code for a protein of 218 amino acids.
UGUGUGUGGGGAUUCCCCGUAGUGGUAUUUAUAUGUCAUUAUCAAAUUUCCACUGAGCUAAAAAAAGAAUACAUAGGGCUAAAGAUUGCGCAAUCACUAGGCUAGGCCUACUUUCUGACGACAUUCUAAAAAUUGUCUGCGUGAAAGGAGGUUGUCAGUGUCGACCCAUCGUCCAUUCACAAUUACUGAAAAUGGUAUUUUUAUCAUCGGUGGAGUAGAGCAGCUCCUUGAAUUCAGCAAAACCGUAUGUGGUGAUAGAUCCUAUCAUCAGUAAAAAAAAUGGCAGUAAUGAAUUAUUGGUCUGUGCUGAAGAAAACUCUUUGUAUACUGACACUGUUUUUGUCUAAGAACGUUGAUUCAUUAACUGAUCAGUGCAAUGGAAGAUGCGACAACAAACAUUUCUGUAACGAAAACUCUCAAGCUUGCGAACCUUGUGGUAUUUUCUGUGACCUGGAAAGCGAUUUUGCCAACCCGGAUGACUGUCAGUCACACUGUCCACAUGUAAUUUAUGGGACUAAUGAAACGAGGGACUGUCCAAAAACGUGCCCACCAAAUUACUAUUGUGAAAAGUUUCUCCAGACAUGUGAAAGCUGCCGGGUUCUGUGUGAUCCUGAUAAAAAAAUUUAUACACAGAAAUGCCCUGAAAGCUGUACCUCUGUUGAGUCAGUCACGCCUUCACAAGAGAUUGGUUUAACCAAAACAGAGAGUAAAAACACCACUGCGGAAAAUAAUAAACAAAUACAGGUUAAAAACAAAAACAGAGAUAUCAUAAUUGUGUCAGUUUGUGUUGGAUUUCCCUGUGCAGUUGGUAUAUGUCUUACAAUUCAUCUGCUUAAAAAACGUAGAAGGGCAAUGAAGUGUGGAGAGCAAGAAACUAUUCGACAAGGAGAAUCAGAGCUACAGAAAAUGGUGGUCAAUGGCGGCACCAGCGUCUGAGAUCUGGGGGGUGAGGGGCAAGGUAAAAUUUUAGGGGGGAAAUAUGUUUCCAUAUCAGACACUAGAAACAUUACACUACAUUAUACAUACAUUACGUACAUUACACUAGAAAUUUGUUUUAUAUGAAACAUCAGAUAUUCACAUAAAAAACACAGUACGGUGUAAUAGACACUAAAAAUUCAGUUCAAUUUCAAAUAAGUAUUAAAAGGAUAAUUAAAAAUGGUCAUUACUUAAAAUAACUGUAAUAUGAAACUCUGGGAUAUCAUAAAAAUUGGUAUGAUUAAAAUGAUAGUUUACAAUAAAAGAUUGAGAUUUGGUGUUAAAAUGUGUUAAAAUAGAGAAGGGGCCAAGGUACAGUAGUAAUGCAGGCUUG